AUGCCCGCAUCAACGGAAACUCGGCAAGUCAGCUGCGAUCUUGAAGGUCCAGAAUCUAUCUCGCUUGACGACAUCAAUGCUGAGUUCGCUCGAUUAGAAGCCAUUUGUAAUAGGGAACGAAUGAUAUACGCAGAAUUUGCCUUGGACUGGGAUGUGAAUGGGACAGAAGUACUGGAAUGGAGAGCAUUCGACUUUGCGAAACUGCUCUUGAAGCUUGAAAGUGGCGUCAAAAUUUACAAGCGUGCAAUGGUCGCGCCUACAGUCAAUACGGGAAUCCAGACGGCAAAGUAUUGCAAUGUCGGUGGUCUAGGAGUUUUGAUUUUCGAUUAUUUCUUAACGCUCGAACCUGAAGUUCAAUGGACAUGGAACACGCGCUGGAACGUCAGUCGUGUUCUUUUCGUAAUUUCGCGCUACAUGGCCUUUGUAGCAGCUGGCAUGACUUCAUAUGGUGAGCAGCUACCGUACUACUAUCUCAUGCUGCCAUUGCUACACGAGCGAACGAAAAUGUUGUGCUCACGCUUCAGCUCGGCUUCAAAUGGUGAUCAAUAUCCCGAACACAUUGUAGCUGCUGAAGGUCUUUUGGUUGUUCGUACAUAUGCAUUCUGGAAACAGAACAAAAAGCUCUUGGCAGUGUUACUGGUCUCAGCAGUAAUUUCCAUUGCGUGUGCUGUCAGUAUCACAGAUGUUGUCAGUAAUCUAUUAGUGGCGCCUGUGGACCCUUCAGACGGCAACCUUGGUUUUAAAGCUCCCCCCACAAGUAACUGCACUUUUGAAGGGGGUCGCAGCAGUGCCAUUCAGUACGGCUUUCUUGUAGCCUUCGAACUAUUACUGAUGUCUUUAACGGUGUUCAAGAGAUAUCAAGACUACAGGGAUUACAAUAGUCGUAUAGUGAGAGCCGUCUUCCAGGGCGGAGUACGAUAUAUGACUGCUAUAAUUUUUGUUUCUGUGGCCAAUAUAUUAAUUACGUCUGUGGUGCCGGCAUCAUAUGACGAGAUGAUGGACUUGCCACAACUUGUCCUCCAUAUAUACCACGUCGGAAUGUAUAAGUAG
This is a messenger RNA of Suillus subaureus, 1050 nucleotides long. RefSeq lists its product as uncharacterized. The record is from RefSeq and is a predicted model, not a curated record. NCBI's taxonomy places the organism in Eukaryota, Fungi, Basidiomycota, Agaricomycetes, Boletales, Suillaceae. The transcript is spliced from 19 exons. The coding region runs from base 1 to 1050 and encodes 349 amino acids.